This is a messenger RNA of Tinamus guttatus (white-throated tinamou), 258 nucleotides long. The record is from RefSeq and is a predicted model, not a curated record. NCBI's taxonomy places the organism in Eukaryota, Metazoa, Chordata, Aves, Tinamiformes, Tinamidae.
GACACAGCUUAGGCUAUGGCUUUGUAAACUAUGUGACUGCAAAAGAUGCUGAAAGAGCAAUAAACACACUGAAUGGUCUCAGACUCCAGUCAAAAACCAUCAAGGUUUCCUAUGCUCGUCCGAGUUCUGAAGUUAUCAAAGAUGCUAACUUAUACAUUAGUGGACUGCCAAGGUCAAUGACACAGAAAGAUGUUGAAGAUAUGUUCUCCCGUUUUGGGCGCAUCAUCAACUCGCGUGUGCUUGUGGAUCAAACUACAG